CCCUAGCCCCCGCCGCCUGCUUCCUCCUCCCCUUUCCCUAUUAUCUACCCCUCCUCUUCCCUGUUUUCUUUCCCGCUAAGUGCUUAAUUUCUAUUUUCUUCUCUUUGCUUCCCGUUUUCUCCUCUCCAACCCAGUUUCUCCUUCGACAAACCCCUCCCCAUAUUUUCUCCCCUUCCCUUUCUCUUUUCCUCCUCCCCCUGAUCUCUUGCCUCUUGUUUCUUUCCUCUUCGUGGCCCCUUAAGUGUUUCCUCCCUUCACGUUUUCUCUCUUCCCCCCAUUUAUUUUGUCCAUUUCUCCUUUCUCCCCAACCCCUCGGGUUUCUCCCCUCCUCUUCCUUUCGGGGGUUCUCCCCCUCGCCCCUCCCCCUGCCGUCCCCAAUGGGCGGGGCUCGCUGGUGGAACGCGGCGGUUGCCUAGGGAACGAGGCAGCCUUGGAAGGGGGUGCUCAGUGUUUCUCUGGCUGGGCUCGGAGAGCAGGGCGGGGGACACUGUCUGUGGGUCAGUCGGUCAUUUCUUCUCUUGAGUGGGCGGCACUUUGGCGACUGGAGAGAGGACGAUGAGCAGGUACGGGCCUCGAUGUUCCGGGGCUUCCAGGACGGUGCUUUCUAAGGUGUGUGCCAUUGUCAUGCAGGUGUGGUACAAAGAGGGAUAGAGGCUCCAAGAAUGCUAGAAGUAAUUGGCCCUGAAGGUGAAGUCUUUUUGGAAGCUGACUUGACAAUUUCAGGGCGGAAUUGUUUAGACAGACCAGACAUUGCUAAGGAAUCAAAGAAAAGACACUAUGGCAAAUUGCAGGUGCUUGAUCCAAAUGACAGACCAGCUCCGAGUUACUCUGCUUCCUCGGAAAACACCUGCCAGGAUGCCCCAAGCUCUCUCAGCCCUGAAGACACAGGUCAAGAUACAGCAGUUGCAAAAAAUAAUAAUGACUCCUCACAAAAUCCUGAUGAUGGGCUAUCUGAAACUACAGAAGGUGAUGAUGAGAAACAAACUAAUGAGGAAUAUGUUGGGAAAAAUGUUGCACCAUUGGAGUUAAUGACAGAGUUCCUAAGAGCAGUAAUGAGCCGAAAUUACACUGUGGCAAAAAAAUUAUGUCAAUUAAUACUAAUCUAUGAACCGGAAAACCCUGAAGCCAAACAGUUUUCCUCACUGAUUGAAGAAAAAUUGCUAAUGGAGAAAACCCAUGCUGGGGAAGAAGAAGAAGAUGAAGAUGAAGAAGAAGAUGAAAGUGAUGAUAGUAGCGAUGAUAGUGAAGAAGACAGCAGUGAUGAUAAUGAUCAAAGUGAAGACAGUUCUGAUGAAUCUGAAGAUAUAUAAAAAAUUCCUAUGACUCCCAUGGCCUAAUGGUUUUUCAUUCAUUUUUAGCAACAUUCACUUUUUUUAUUAGUAUUUACUAU
This is a messenger RNA of Dromiciops gliroides (monito del monte), 1390 nucleotides long. RefSeq names its product glutamate rich 2 (gene ERICH2). The record is from RefSeq and is a predicted model, not a curated record. Lineage: Eukaryota; Metazoa; Chordata; Mammalia; Microbiotheria; Microbiotheriidae. Bases 663 to 1310 code for a protein of 215 amino acids. The transcript has 12 exons.